GUGACUUCAACAGCAAUUGGGGAAGUCUCAUAUUCAUGAGACUGAGGAGGAGAGGACUAUUUUUACGUGCUAUUUUUGCAGCUUGAGUGGUCUAAAAACUGCUAAAUUCUCUUUCCAAACACAGAAAGUCUAGCUUUCAGGAAUUACCUUGCUUGCUGAACCUCCUCCCCUUGGGGCUUAAGAGAGAUAUUAGAAGAUGCAAGAUGAAGAAGGAUACAUGGCAGUAGAUGAAAGAGGCAGAAACAUCUACACACCACCUGUUCCCCCAAAGGCACAAGAAUCUCCUUCAAAAUGCUGCAACAUCACGCUGAGGGUCUUACUGGCAGUGAGCAUCGCACUGAACGUGGGCCUGUCCGUUCUUCUGAUAGUUUUCCAGAUAAAACACACGGAAGGCGGUUCCUGCUCACGGACUUUACCCAAUUCGUGCGACUCGCUCCCAGGAAGUCCAGCAGCCCAUGUGACUCUGGAUCCAGACACGGCCCACCGGCGGCUGGUGGUGUCCAAGGAUGAGAAAAGUGUGCGAUGGGGAGAGGUGGAGCAGACCUUUCCCAACAACGCCAAGAGAUUUAACCAGCGCGCUUUUGUGCUGGGCAGGGAGGGAUUCGCUUCAGGGAAACACUGCUGGGAGGUUGGCGUGAAGGGCAAGGGGGAAUGGGCAGUCGGGGUGGCCAAGGAGUCUGUGAAGAGAGACGGGCCGACAGGCUUCAGCCCGGCUGCAGGCAUCUGGGGGGUAGGAGAGUACGAGGGACUCGGUAACUACAUCGCUUUCACCUCCCCACAACACAAACGGCUCUCCGUUGGCAGGAGGCCACGGAAGAUUCGUGUGUUUUUGGACUACACUGCAGGGCAGGUGGAUUUUUUCGACCCGGAAACCCAGACCACAAUCUACACGUUCGGUUCAGCCACUUUUGGUGGGGGGAAGGUUCUCCCUUGGUUCCGUGUGUGGGAUGGAACUGAGCUUAUUGUGCGUCCCUGA
Messenger RNA from Lacerta agilis (Sand lizard), 976 nucleotides. RefSeq names its product butyrophilin subfamily 1 member A1-like. The record is from RefSeq and is a predicted model, not a curated record. Lineage: Eukaryota; Metazoa; Chordata; Lepidosauria; Squamata; Lacertidae. Bases 197 to 976 code for a protein of 259 amino acids. The transcript is spliced from 4 exons. Gene Ontology annotation, molecular function: protein binding.